UAAAAAAAAAAAUAAAAAAUAAAAAAAAAAGGUUUCGUCAACUUUACUUGCAACUACAUAAUAUCAAAAAAUAAAAUGUCUGUAGUGGUUUGUACUACAUAGUUAUUAUAACUGAUGGAUAUCAAGCAUUUUGUCAUAUUAUCAUUUUGUAAUAUUCUUCCAUAUAAAGAGUGUCUGUGUUCUUUAAUAUUAUAUAACAUGGACAAUUAAAAUAUAAAUCUGCAUACAAUUUUAUAAAAUGUUUCUGAUAAGAGUGAAUCUUGGUGUUAAGAUAAUUUAAUUAAAAAGUGUCAAAUGUUGUCAGAAAUAGAGAGUAGAGAAGUGGAAACAAUCUACAAUAUACAAACUAUGAAUUCAAAUCAUGCAUUGCAACAUGUUUAAAUAGCCUUCACAUUAAGCCGAUACAUCUCUGGAAAAAAGUAAGAAUGAAAUACUAUGCAACUGAAUCCUUGGUGUUUAUUGCAAUAUAUAAGCAAACUAAAAGAUAUAAAAAGAGUCAAUGACUGGAAUAUUCUUCGUGGGAAACAGACAAAUCAUGUGUCUUUAAAUCGCCAAAGUUAUAUAUUACGCAGUGAAUAAAUUGAAGACAAACCAAUAUGAACUGUUUACGAAGAAAUAUUUUGUGAAAUAUACGAAGAAUGAAUUGAAGAAUUAAAUAUUGGGAACAAUAUUAUAGAUCAAAAAUAUAUUCUGAAUUAUAAUAUAUCCCAGAUAUAUAAAUCUUGAAUGAAAAAUAAUAGUAAUAGAUAAAGAAAGAAAGAAGAGAUUAUUUGGAUCGCUAGGACUUUCCAUCAUAUACCGGACAUGGAUUAUAAAUAUUGAUCAUUGUAGCUGUGUUAUUUUAAAAGAGAUGAAAAUUAUGAGAUCAUUAAGAUGGAGAAAAAGGAAAAAAAGAAAAAGGCUAAUACAACAAAUGGAAAAGCUGGUCCUAAACGCAAUCGAGGGAAUGCACGAGGACGAAAUGGACUUAGAGGCAGAGGUGCAAGAACUAAGCGUAAUAUUGGCACAUUGAAGAAAGAACAGAAAUGGCAGCGUGGUCAAAAUGCCAAUCUACGUGGUAGUUUUACCAAAAAACGUUAUAACAAGAAUGGUGGAGUUGCUUCACAAAAUAUACUAGCUUCAAAUCAAAAAGCUAAUAUAAGAGGAAAUAUAAAUGUACGCCGUGGUCGUGGAAAUCGCUAUGGUUUAACCCGUAGUCGAAGUAGAACGAAUUUGACUUUCACGAAAGCUGGAUUUUUUACUGCUAAUAAAACUACACUGAAAAGAACAAACAGCGUGGGUAGUGUUAGAGAUCCAACUUCCGUUCACAAUCGAUUAGGAUACCAAAGUCCAGCACAAAUUGCUUAUCGAAAUCACGUUAAAAGAGCUAAGCAACUUCUUCUUCAGAGACAAAAUCAACGGCUUAACUUCCAGAAUCAAUUUAGAAUGUUACAAGCAGGAAAGUCUUCGAUUUCACUACAGCAAAGACCAUUAGAACGGCGACAACAAAUUUUAACUUCUCAAAGAAGAUUUACUACUGGUGGAUUACGUUCAGAUCAAAUUGCACGUGCUCAAAGAAGAGCUCAAUAUGAACAGAAACUUAUGAGGAUCAACUCUGCACGGAUCACACCCUCAAACGUCAAUUUCAUGUGCACACUAGGCAAUGAUUAUACACCAAAUACGCAUGAACAUUCCAUAAGCCUUGCACAGAAUAGAAAUGAAAGAAGUAUGAGCGGUCUUCAUCAACUGCUAAGAGGACGUUCACCAAUUACACAAACUAUACAAAAUUUAAACAUGAUUGGUCGAUCUCCUGUAUUUGGUCGACAACGUUCACGAUCAAGAUCACGCUCCCGUUCACGCACACGUAAUGUUCCUAUGUCUGAUUCAGGAACUGAUUUAGAUGAUCGUACUUUUAGUAAAAUUAUGUAUAGUAUAUCUGCAAGUCUUGGCGUCACAGGACGAACUCUCAAUGAUAGAUUUAGUUUUUAAAUGCAAUAAAACAAAUUCAUCUUACAUUCAGAAUUAAAGACUGGCAAAUUCAGUGCACAUGAGUUAUAAGAUUUUCAAUUUUAAUUAUAGAUGGGGAGAUGUGCUGUUUUUUGCAACUUAGAAGUAUAAACAUCAUCUAAUAUUGAAUAAAUGUCUAUAAUAUUGAUUCAGAGUUAAUCAAAGUAACUCUGUUACAUUUAGUCUUAUUUUAUCUUCAGUAAUACAAUGUCUUUUAUUAUGCUUUUUUAUAAAAAAGACAGCAUUUGUUAUAAAAGAAUUGUUACUUUAA
Vespa crabro (European hornet) is the source of this 2257-nucleotide messenger RNA. RefSeq lists its product as uncharacterized. NCBI's taxonomy places the organism in Eukaryota, Metazoa, Arthropoda, Insecta, Hymenoptera, Vespidae. The transcript is spliced from 5 exons. The record is from RefSeq and is a predicted model, not a curated record. The coding region runs from base 874 to 1968 and encodes 364 amino acids.